This is a messenger RNA of Tachyglossus aculeatus (Australian echidna), 1192 nucleotides long. RefSeq names its product testis expressed 261 (gene TEX261). Bases 74 to 664 code for a protein of 196 amino acids. NCBI's taxonomy places the organism in Eukaryota, Metazoa, Chordata, Mammalia, Monotremata, Tachyglossidae. The record is from RefSeq and is a predicted model, not a curated record. Gene Ontology annotation, cellular component: COPII-coated ER to Golgi transport vesicle; endoplasmic reticulum membrane; Golgi membrane. Gene Ontology annotation, molecular function: COPII receptor activity. Gene Ontology annotation, biological process: endoplasmic reticulum to Golgi vesicle-mediated transport. The transcript is spliced from 6 exons.
CGAGCGCGGGAUUGGGAGCGGGAGCAGGGCCCGUCAGGCCCCCCCGGAUUCCGGACCCGCCGCCCCCGCCGCCAUGUGGUUCAUGUACUUGCUGAGCUGGCUGUCCCUGCUCAUCCAGGUGGCCUUCGUCACCCUGGCCAUCGCGGCCGGGCUGUACUACCUGGCGGAGCUCAUCGAGGAGUACACAGUGGCCACCAGCCGCGUCAUCAAAUACAUGAUCUGGUUUUCCACGGCUGUGCUGGUCGGCCUGUACCUCUUUGAGCGGUUCCCCGUCUUCAUGGUGGGCCUGGGCCUCUUCACCAACCUGGUGUACUUCGGCCUGCUGCAGACAUUCCCUUUCAUCAUGCUCACGUCGCCCAACUUCAUCCUGUCCUGCGUGUUGGUCGUAGUGAAUCACUACCUCGCGUUCCAGUACUUUGCCGAGGAAUACUACCCCUUCUCAGAGGUCCUGGCCUAUUUCACAUUCUGCCUGUGGAUCACCCCGUUUGCCUUCUUCGUAUCGCUUUCGGCCGGGGAGAACGUCCUGCCGUCCACAGUGCAGCCCGGAGAUGACGUGGUGUCCAACUACUUCACCAAGGGGAAGCGCGGCAAACGCUCGGGGAUCCUCGUCAUCUUCUCCUUCAUCAAGGAGGCCAUCCUGCCCAGCCGCCAGAAGAUGUACUGACCGCCCGGCAGGGAGCGCGGACACCCGGGGACGACGGGCGGCGGCAGGAAGGCCCUCCUGCCCAGACCCGCCGUCCCCCUCCCACACCAGCGCUGUCUCGGGAGGAGCCGAGGGCCCCGGGACGCCCGUCUCGACGGGAAGCGAGCGGAGGGGGUCCCGCCCCGGAGCCCCCUGCAGCCAGCAGGAGCCACGGGUCCACGCAAAUCCUCGGGACAGCCGGGACACCUUUGCGGGGGGUCUCCUCGGGCGUUCCCCCCUCCACCCUCUGUGCUGGCCCGGCUGUCGCUGGGUCUCACCAGGACCAUGACCGUGGUCUGCUUGGGGCCACCUAGCCCGUCAGGGGCUGCUCGGACGAGUCCCCCUCCACCCCCCAUCCUGACUGACCCAUUUCCCCAGAGGGACCGGGCAUGGGGGUCACCCGGAGUUUGGUCUAGAGCCUGCAUCUCACUGGGGAGGGGCCUGACGGCAGUUUCCAUGGGUGCCCCCCAAUGCCCCGUCGAAUAAAGAUCCCAAGCGGCAUUGAGCAUC